Molecule: messenger RNA, 895 nt
Organism: Lagenorhynchus albirostris (white-beaked dolphin)
Lineage: Eukaryota; Metazoa; Chordata; Mammalia; Artiodactyla; Delphinidae
Product: probable phosphoserine aminotransferase
Exons: 3
Coding region: 1-468 (155 amino acids)
Biological process (GO): L-serine biosynthetic process
Cellular component (GO): cytoplasm
Molecular function (GO): pyridoxal phosphate binding; O-phospho-L-serine:2-oxoglutarate transaminase activity
Source: RefSeq, a predicted model, not a curated record
AUGGCAUAUUUAUCAUUGCUUUCUCAGUACCAGUGGAUAACUUCUCCAUCGGUGAAGGAAACAUGCAAAGCUGCUAGACAGAAAAAGAGGACUAUAAUUUUGGGAAGUGGUCGAAAAGGAAAAGCUACUAUUAGAAUUGUUGCACAUUGCAGAAAAAUAGCUGGAAGAAGAAACAUGUUUUUCAGAUGUCCAGUGGAGCCCCAGAAUAGAAGCAAGAUGAAUAUUCCAUUCCACACUGGCAACACCAAAGGAGAUGAUGCUUUAGAAAAAAGAUUUCUCGACAAAGCUCUUGAACUCAAUAUGAUCUCCCUGAAAGGGCAUAGAGAACAGCAAAACAUCCACAGCUAUCCCAAGCUGUUGAAACUUAACCUUAAUUCUGACUUGAACUGGAAGCUUUUAAAAAGUCUUCUGUUGCUUUUCUACCAAAUUCUAGCUACUGUUCUCUUUGCUACUACUUCUUCUGCCUAGAUCUCAUAUUCAAAGCUGCCUAUGGGUUUAAGUAUAUGCAAAUUGCAAGUUGUUGUUUUUAGAGACAAACAGACACACAGCAUGGAGGGUGGGUGGGGCCCUAUAGGUGCUGAAUUUUGAUCCUUUGCAAGAUGACAGCAGUGGGGUCUUCUGGACUUUCUUUAUACGGUUAUUCUCAUCAAGCGAUAAAAGUGACUUACUAUAUGUUUAUAUAGCAAGGUCUGUUUUUAAUACCAAAUAGUUUAUAUCUCUAUGCAUUUAUAUCUCUGUGCCUUUAUAUUUCUAAUAAUUCGGUUCUUGUUGGUAUAUGUUGAGACUUUGAGAAUUUGUUAGGAUCCCUGACCUUGUGCAUUAGAGUGCUACGUUCUCAACAGUUGUGUGCCUCCCAUUCCCCCUCCCCUCUCCCUUUUUAAGCUGCUUCACAAGA